GGACCGCAGUCGACAGUGUUUUGUUUCUCUGCAAAAAUUGAAGAAGACCAAACAUGGCGUCCGCUGCCAAGAAGCAGGACAUGCCGCCUCCGGGCGGUUAUCGGUCGAUUCCGUUCCUCAGGAAUCCGGCCAAGUCCUACUUCAAUGGAGUCACUCUCAUCGCUGGUUUUGUGGGACUGACUACUGUUGGAUGCGCCUUGUGGAUCUCAUCUAGUAAACGUUUGAAGAAACAUCGCAUUGAAAUGAGAAGUGGAUCCCUCGCAAUUACACCAUUGCUCCUUGCUGAAAAGGAUAGGGAAAUGCUGAGACAGUUGAGGCGCAACCGUGAUGAAGAAACCAUCUUGAUGGCCAAUGUUCCUGGAUGGGAGGUGGGCACUUACUAUGGCGAGAAGGUGUACACCACCAUUCCUGAGGAUACUUGGAGGGAUCCUUUUGCCAGAGAGUACUAUGCUCACGCUUCUGAGCGAGAUUUCCGUAAGAGGGCUCACUUCACCGACUGGAUUUAAAAAAAUCCCCUUUGUAAACUGAGAGGGUGUGUACAUUUAGAAUAAACUCAUUAUUGCUUGUUGUAGAGUUAA
Molecule: messenger RNA, 578 nt
Organism: Neocloeon triangulifer
Lineage: Eukaryota; Metazoa; Arthropoda; Insecta; Ephemeroptera; Baetidae
Gene: ND-B16.6
Product: NADH dehydrogenase [ubiquinone] 1 alpha subcomplex subunit 13
Exons: 3
Coding region: 54-506 (150 amino acids)
Source: RefSeq, a predicted model, not a curated record